This is a messenger RNA of Ascochyta rabiei, 780 nucleotides long. RefSeq lists its product as uncharacterized. Gene Ontology annotation, molecular function: hydrolase activity, acting on ester bonds. NCBI's taxonomy places the organism in Eukaryota, Fungi, Ascomycota, Dothideomycetes, Pleosporales, Didymellaceae. The coding region runs from base 1 to 780 and encodes 259 amino acids. The transcript has 3 exons. The record is from RefSeq and is a predicted model, not a curated record.
AUGUCUACACAAACUCCAGAAUUUGUUCUGUUCGGCGACUCUCUGACCGAAUGGAGCUUCGACGAGCACCAUGAGGGUUUUGGAUGGGCGCUGGAGCAAAAGUACCACUCGAAAGCUCGCAUUCAGAACCAAGGUCAAGCAGGCUACACAUCUACGCGACUGCUCUCGGACUUCAACCGCAUAAUCGCCCGUGCCAUAGCUCCCGAAGCACCACGAACUCUCCUCUUUACCAUCUUUCUCGGCGCAAAUGAUGCAUGCUUCGUUGGCGGCACCGAAUAUGUCCCCCUUCCUAUCUUUGAGGACAACAUCCGCUUCUUCGUUGAAACGAUCCUAACGCAGGAUGCUAUGUCCGACACAAAGAUAGUUCUGAUUACACCGCCACCCAUCGAUAUUCCCAGUCCAGGCAUAAGACACUUUGGAGACAACGAGGUUAGGGAACGCAAUGAAUUGAAGAGGAAGCAAAAGGGCUAUAGGACGUACAUGAGUAAGAAGAGAUAUGCCGAGCGGAUUGUGCAGAUCGCAAAAGAGUACGACGAGACGGAGCGGGUGCUUGGGUUAGACUUCUGGGGCGAUUUGGUAAGGACGAGGCUGCGGGAGGUUGGGGAGGUCUACGACGAAGAUAGGCUGCCGGGUUCGGGGCUAUAUGGGACAAGAGACUUUGGCGAGGGCUAUUUCACUGAUGGCCUGCAUCUUGACAAGAAGGGCUACAAUGUUUUAUCCAAAGCCUUGUACGAGUCAACACUGGCCAGAUGGCCUGUACUAGCGCCGUAUCGACUGUAA